This is a messenger RNA of Cololabis saira (Pacific saury), 1402 nucleotides long. It is a transcript of the gene dbx1a, whose product is annotated as developing brain homeobox 1a. Gene Ontology annotation, molecular function: DNA-binding transcription factor activity, RNA polymerase II-specific; DNA binding. The record is from RefSeq and is a predicted model, not a curated record. Lineage: Eukaryota; Metazoa; Chordata; Actinopteri; Beloniformes; Belonidae. Gene Ontology annotation, biological process: cell differentiation in spinal cord; regulation of transcription by RNA polymerase II. The coding region runs from base 100 to 1047 and encodes 315 amino acids. The transcript is spliced from 4 exons.
CACAGUUAAACAACAAUUCACAGGACUGCUUCACUUGACACACGGAGAAGACAACUAUCUGAGUUCACACGGUGUGUUUACUUCCUCCAAGUCGGGACCAUGAUGAUCCCCAGCGUGCUGUCUCCGUCUGCGCUGUACCCGGGGCUGUACCGGCCCUCCGCGGCCCCGCCGCCGCACCACAGCGGCCCGCCCGCCUUCAGCAGCCACUCCAGCUUCCUGGUGGAGGACCUGCUCCGGAUAAGCCGGCCCGCCGCCUUCAUCAGCCGGAGCGGCCCGCCGGCCUGCAGCGCGUCCCCGCCCAGCCUGGCCUUCAGCGGCGCGCAGCGCGCACUGGCCACCGCCGCGGUUACGCGCGACCUCUGCUCGUCCAAAACGUCGCUGCCAAGCAGCAAGGACCCGACUUUUCUCAAGUUUGGAGUGAGCGCCAUCCUCGCCCCGUCACCAAAGACUGCGUCUUCUCCUCCUCCCUCAAUCCACAGCCUGCACACCAAGACAUUUCCCGUCCCCUGCUUUGACUUUCACCCAAUAUUCAGGACACCUUAUUUACCAGCAUCUUCCUCCGUGGUUCCAAUCCCGGGGACCUUUUCCUGGCCUCUGGCCGCCAGAGGGAAACCUCGCAGAGGGAUGCUCAGGAGGGCCGUGUUCUCCGACGUCCAGCGCAAAGCCUUGGAGAAAAUGUUCCAGAAACAGAAAUACAUCAGCAAACCAGACAGGAAGAAACUGGCUUCUAAACUGGCCCUCAAGGACUCGCAGGUGAAAAUUUGGUUUCAGAACCGGCGGAUGAAGUGGAGGAACUCAAAGGAAAGAGAGCUGUUAUCCUCUGGUGGCUGUCGUGAACAGACGCUGCCCACCAAGGCCAACCCGCACCCGGACCUGAGCGACGUGGGCAAGAAGUCCUCGGCCGAGUACGACGAGGACGAGGAGGAGGAAGAGGAGUUCGGGAGAGGGAGGAGGAGGCCGGCAGAGUCCAGCAUCUCCUCCCCUUCUCUCUCCAGCAAGCACUCGGACUUCUCAGAGUCAGACGAAGAAGAAAUAACAGUAUCUUAACGCAUUUUAUUCAGCAAAUGCGGAGUUUUUCUUUCUUCUUUGUCAUUUGCGCGCCCCUGGCACUAUGAUCAGAUUGAUUAGAAGCUGCUGCCCCGAAACGAGAUCCCACAACUUUCACAGUUAGUUUCACUUAAAUAUUCAGCUUCAUCUGUGGCCGUGGUCAGGCUCUGCUUCUGAGACACAGUUUGCUGUUUUGCACAGCUUUGUUCAGUUGUACAGUAUUUUGUACAAUUUUUGUAUGGAAAUUUUAUGCCAAGAGUAUUGUUACUUUUGCUUUGACAUUGAAUAGAGUCGUUUAUUGAAAAAUGUAGCUAUGUCUUUAAUUUAUAUGAAUUUGUUUAAAAGGUAUGUUGUA